AAGAAAAAAAGGGACAAGAACACGGCGGAGACCAAACACGAAUGGGAAUUCCCUCACUUAUUUCGCUCCUCCCCUCUAAUUCCCGAUCCAUUCCCGCUUCGAAUUCCUAUUUCCAGUAAGAGUUGGAUUACGACGAAAGGAGAAGAAUCCAACGACAAAAGGCGAGAUCUCUUUCCCUCCCCCUUCUCCCCCUCCCUCAUCACUAUUACUCGUCGCGAUCCGAUACGGCGACCGAGUCCGAGCGAUUGGGCUCCUCCUUCGCCGGGUGGUGGUCAGGUGGCUUCCGUAACCCUUGUCCUUUACGGGCGGAGGUGAUGCCGACGGCGCCAGGGGCGCGGUGGAGGAGCGUUGGCCGGUGGACCGAAUCAUAGGGUCGCUUCCCCCUUCUGAUUCCAGUCCCUGAUAUCCGCCACCGCGACGAGCUGCCGCGCUAUGGAGGUUGACUCCUCGAUGCCCGCGGAACCCGACCACGAUCCGGCCGCGGCAAAGCACCAUGACCCCGCGAACGGGACUUCCUCACCGCUGCCCGCGUCUGGGACCGCGUCUUCGCCGGUGGAGGCGCAGGCGGUUGCUGCCGGGCCGAGGCCCGCGCCGACGUUCUCGGUGGUGAACGCGAUCAUAGAGAAGAAGGAGGAUGGGCCCGGAUGCAGGUGCGGCCACACGCUUACAGCCGUGGCGGCCGUUGGGGAGGAGGGAACUCCUGGGUACAUUGGGCCGCGACUUAUACUGUUCGGUGGUGCGACAGCGCUCGAGGGCAAUUCUGCAGCUCCGGCAUCGCCCGCAGGAAGUGCUGGCAUCCGUCUUGCAGGUGCAACAGCUGAUGUUCAUUGUUAUGAUGUGCUAUCUAACAAAUGGACAAGGCUAACACCUCUUGGAGAACCACCAUCACCCAGAGCUGCACAUGUUGCAACUGCUGUGGGCACUAUGGUGGUAAUUCAGGGUGGAAUUGGUCCUGCCGGCUUGUCUGCAGAGGAUCUUCAGGUUCUGGACCUAACACAACAGCGGCCACGGUGGCAUAGGGUUGUUGUCCAAGGACCCGGUCCAGGACCACGUUAUGGACAUGUGAUGGCUUUAGUUGGACAAAGAUUCCUAUUGGCAAUUGGUGGAAAUGAUGGGAAGCGGCCUUUGGCUGAUGUUUGGGCCCUCGAUACUGCUGCCAAACCCUAUGAAUGGAGGAAGUUGGAACCGGAAGGUGAAGGUCCACCCCCCUGCAUGUAUGCAACUGCAAGUGCACGCUCUGAUGGUCUUCUCUUGCUUUGUGGUGGGAGGGAUGCAAAUGGAGUGCCACUUUCAAGUGCAUAUGGUCUUGCAAAACAUAGGGAUGGUCGUUGGGAGUGGGCUAUAGCUCCUGGUGUCUCUCCAUCACCAAGAUACCAACAUGCUGCUGUUUUUGUCAAUGCAAGACUUCAUGUCUCUGGAGGGGCUCUUGGUGGUGGACGCAUGGUAGAAGAUUCUUCGAGUAUUGCAGUACUGGACACUGCUGCUGGAGUUUGGUGUGACACAAAGUCUGUUGUUACAAGUCCCAGAACAGGAAGAUACAGUGUUGAUGCAGCUGGUGGAGAUGCUUCUGUUGAGCUAACACGGCGUUGUAGGCAUGCAGCUGCUGCAGUUGGAGAUCUAAUUUUUGUUCAUGGAGGUUUACGUGGAGGUAUGCUUCUUGAUGAUCUACUUGUUGCCGAAGAUCUGGCUGCUGCUGAAACAACAAGUGCAGCUUCCCAUGCUGCAGCUGCAGCUGCUGCUGCAAAUGUACUAGGAAGAUCACCGGGAGGAUACAUUUUCUCCAAUGAAAGAUCAAGACAUACUAUUCCUGAAGCGGUCCCUGAUGGUGCAGUUGUGCUUGGAACUCCUGUGGCUCCUCCUGUCAAUGGGGAUACAUACACUGACAUAAGCUCUGAUAAUGUUAUUCUCCUGGGACCUAGGAGACUGGGAAAAGGUGUUGAGUACUUGGUUGAAGCCUCAGCAGCAGAGGCCGUGGCAAUAAGUGCUGCUUUAGCUGCUGCCAAGGCACGACAAGUCAAUGGACAAAUCGAGCAAUUGCCUGAUCAAGAUCGUGAUUCAGAGGCUACCCCUGGUGAGAAACAGGUCUCGAACCUGAGUAAAGCUUCAGAUCCUUCUUUACCAAAUAAUGUCACACCCGCUGGUGUUCGACUACAUCACAGAGCGGUGGUUGUAGCUGCAGAGACAGGUGGUGCUUUGGGUGGUAUGGUCAGGCAGCUCUCAAUUGAUCAGUUUGAAAAUGAAGGCAGAAGGGUCAGCUAUGGCACUCCUGAGAGUGCAACUGCAGCUAGGAAAUUAUUAGAUCGACAAAUGUCUAUCAAUAGUGUGCCAAAAAAGGUUAUUGCGCAUCUAUUAAAACCUCGUGGCUGGAAGCCUCCUGUACGCAGGCAGUUCUUCUUAGACUGCAAUGAAAUUGCUGAUCUCUGUGAUAGUGCAGAAAGAAUAUUCACUAGUGAACCAAGUGUUCUACAAAUUAAAGCUCCUGUCAAAAUCUUUGGUGAUUUACAUGGUCAGUUUGGAGAUCUCAUGCGUCUAUUUGAUGAGUAUGGUGCUCCUUCAACAGCAGGGGACAUAUCUUAUAUUGAUUAUCUCUUCUUGGGUGAUUAUGUUGAUCGUGGCCAGCAUAGUCUGGAAACUAUUGCUCUUCUCCUUGCAUUGAAGGUUGAGUGUCCUCACAAUGUACAUUUAAUUCGUGGAAACCAUGAGGCAGCAGAUAUUAAUGCUUUAUUUGGGUUCCGGACUGAGUGCAUUGAGCGCAUGGGAGAACGAGAUGGAAUCUGGUGUUGGCACCGCAUUAAUCGAUUGUUCAAUUGGCUACCUUUAUCUGCUUUAAUUGAGAAGAAAAUCAUCUGCAUGCAUGGUGGCAUCGGUCGGUCCAUAAAUCAUGUAGAGCAGAUUGCAAAUCUUCAACGGCCUAUCACAAUGGAAACAGGAUCAGUAGUUCUUAUGGAUCUUCUAUGGUCUGAUCCUACAGAAAAUGACAGCGUCGAGGGGUUAAGGCCAAAUGCUAGGGGUCCAGGCUUGGUUACUUUUGGGCCUGACCGUGUUAUGGAGUUCUGCAAUAAUAAUGACCUCCAGUUGAUAAUACGAGCACACGAGUGUGUCAUGGAUGGUUUUGAGCGCUUUGCUCAGGGUCAUUUGAUUACUCUUUUCUCGGCAACUAAUUAUUGUGGAACUGCAAAUAAUGCAGGGGCAAUCCUGGUUUUGGGAAGAGAUCUUGUGGUCGUUCCAAAACUAAUUCAUCCUUUACCACCUGUCAUCAAUUCACCUGAAACAUCACCAGAGCGUCGCAUUGAGGAUACAUGGAUGCAGGAGCUCAAUGCCAACAGACCACCUACACCGACCAGGGGCCGUCCUCAAGUGGCAAAUGAUCGAGGUUCUCUGGCCUGGAUAUAGUAAUCAUCUCCAGUGAUGCAGUCAUCGCUCUUCUUUGAUCGGAGGCCGCUGGUGGAGGUUUAACUGACCUUUCUCAGUUUGAAUCAAGGGAAUCUGAGUGUAGGAGCUAACCAGUCUAAAUAGUUUGGCGUAGGAGGCUGAAUCUGAGGAUGCUAAGUAGCUGGUCUGAGCCAUUUAGCACAUCGGAUGGUUGAUUUGCUUCAUCAGGGAAGAGAUCGAUUUGAAGUUGCCCGAGUGGUUGUGGAGCUUAACCUCUAUAUAUUCUGCAGUUGGAUAAGGUGAGUGCACGUGGUCUCGCGUCACCCAUUUAUUUAUAUCACACAUAGGCUUAUUGUCUAGGUAAUUCUUUCGUAUGUUCAUCUCUCUUCUUCGGAAAGAUGGUGUUUUCGACGAUCUCUACGGGAAAUCUUGUAUGAUAGAUUUUUCCUUACUAGCAGCACUUCUCCACUGUAAUUAUAAGGUUUUGAGUGAUGUUCACCUUUGAGGAUGAUCCUUAUCAGAUAAUUUUUUUUGGUCUAUGAAACUAUUUUUCAUAUAAGGCUAUGGGAUAUUAUUUCUUGAGCAAUAAUAAGUCAUCUGAGUUUGUUUGAUCGUUA
Molecule: messenger RNA, 3989 nt
Organism: Musa acuminata AAA Group (dessert banana)
Lineage: Eukaryota; Viridiplantae; Streptophyta; Magnoliopsida; Zingiberales; Musaceae
Product: serine/threonine-protein phosphatase BSL3
Exons: 21
Coding region: 433-3393 (986 amino acids)
Biological process (GO): brassinosteroid mediated signaling pathway
Molecular function (GO): phosphoprotein phosphatase activity; protein binding
Source: RefSeq, a predicted model, not a curated record